Molecule: messenger RNA, 867 nt
Organism: Sporothrix brasiliensis 5110
Lineage: Eukaryota; Fungi; Ascomycota; Sordariomycetes; Ophiostomatales; Ophiostomataceae
Exons: 2
Coding region: 1-867 (288 amino acids)
Cellular component (GO): membrane
Source: RefSeq, a predicted model, not a curated record
AUGGCGUCCAACUCCACCGACGGAGUGCACAACUUUGUGCUUUACAACUACAACCCGAGCAAAGCAGCAGCCUUCCUCUUUUUGAUCUUGUUUGGCAUCGCCACCAUUGCUCAUGUCUAUUUCAUGGUCCGGCACCGCACGUGGUACUUUGUGCCGUUUGUCAUCGGUCUCGUUUUUGAAGCUGUCGGCUAUGUUGGCCGUGCCCUAUCGGCCGGCGAGACGCCCAACUGGACCACCGGCCCCUACAUCCUGCAAAGCCUGACCCUCCUGCUCGGCCCCACACUGCUCGCCGCGUCCAUCUACAUGACGCUGGGCCGCCUCGUCCGCUUCCUGCAGGCCGAGCAGUACUCGCCCAUCCGCACGACCUGGCUCACCAAGAUAUUCGUGACCGGUGACGUCCUGUCCUUCCUCACGCAGGGCGGCGGCGGCGGCAUCAUCGCCCAGGCCAAGACAGCCGACAAAGUCAGCCUCGGCGAAAACGUCGUUCUCGGCGGACUCAUUCUCCAGAUUCUGUUCUUUGGCGUCUUCAUGGCGGUCACCAUCGUCGUGCACCGCCGCAUUGCCGGCUUCGCCACGCGGCGCCCGACGUUCUUCUACGCCUUGUACGGCGUCUCGGCCAUGAUCAUGGUGCGGUCCAUUUUUCGCGUCGCCGAGUACGCAGGCGGAUCCGACGGCGCGCUGCAAAAGUCCGAGGUGUACAUUUACGUCUUUGACGCCACGCUGAUGCUCGUCGUGGCCGUCCUGUUUGGCGUCUAUCACCCGAGCAAGGUGAUGGACCCGCACUCCAUCGAGAGGAGCAAGUCGACGCCGCUGUAUGGGAGCAGCAGCUAUCCGCUGCGGGACAGGACCGAGUCGACGGCAGCGUAG